Cephus cinctus (wheat stem sawfly) is the source of this 6894-nucleotide messenger RNA. RefSeq names its product DNA polymerase epsilon catalytic subunit A (gene DNApol-epsilon255). NCBI's taxonomy places the organism in Eukaryota, Metazoa, Arthropoda, Insecta, Hymenoptera, Cephidae. The coding region runs from base 54 to 6839 and encodes 2261 amino acids. Gene Ontology annotation, biological process: leading strand elongation; mitotic cell cycle; DNA replication. Gene Ontology annotation, molecular function: nucleotide binding; DNA binding; DNA-directed DNA polymerase activity. The record is from RefSeq and is a predicted model, not a curated record. The transcript has 27 exons. Gene Ontology annotation, cellular component: nucleus; epsilon DNA polymerase complex.
AUGCAGUUAUUUGUAUCGGAUACGAUUCAUUGAACCAUAUCAUAAUAUAAAAAAUGCAGACGUUACGGAAUACUGGAAGAUUUCGUCCAGAUCGAAAGGAAAAUAAAUCAAAUAAUGUUACACCAAAUCUAAAAGAUCUAAGAGAAAAUUCAGCAGAAGGUAGAUUGGUGCAAGCAAAGGAAAACUUAAGAUUGGACGCCUUAUAUGGCUUUCACAGAGUGACCGAUGUCAAAGAGAGAACAGGAUAUCUUAUAAACAUGCACUCCACUGAAAUUAUAGAAGAUGACAGACAAUUAGUCAGUGGAGUGGAUUAUUACUUUUUAGAAGAAGAUGGUACACGUUUUAAAGUUUCCGUACCCUAUCAGCCAUACUUUUAUAUUUUAUGUCGUAAGAAUACAUUUGAAGAAGUAUCAACGUUUUUAUUUAAAAAAUUCAAUGGAAUCGUUUUAAAGAUUGAGACUGUUUCCAAGGAAGAUCUGGAUUUGCCUAAUCACUUAACUGGUCUGAAACAAAAAUACUUAAAAUUGUCAUUCUCUAAUUUGACCAACUUGAUGAGGGUAAGACGUGAGAUUACGUCUGCAGUAAAAGCCAACAAAGCACGUGAAAAGAGUCACACAUAUUACACUGAUUUAUUAGCAUCUUCUUUAAAUCCUUAUGAUCAGCAGACUAACAAAAGACUUUCUGACAAUAUGGAUAGUGUUUUAGACAUCAGAGAACACGACGUGCCGCAUCAUGUACGCGUAUCUAUAGAUACAAAAAUAUUUGUUGGAGCGUGGUAUACAGUAGAGACUCGUGGAUCAGAGCCCCCAAUUAUUCGUCGGAGAGAAGAUAUAAUUGAAACACCAGAACCCAUAGUAUUAGCAUACGAUAUAGAAACAACAAAGCUACCGUUAAAAUUUCCUGAUGCAACCACUGAUCAAAUUAUGAUGAUAUCAUACAUGAUAGAUGGCCAGGGAUAUUUAAUAACGAAUCGAGAAAUCAUUUCAACGGACAUAAAAGACUUUGAAUAUACUCCAAAACCAGAAUUCGAAGGUUUCUUCACAGUUUUCAAUGAACCUAACGAAAAGGCCACAAUACAAAAGUUCUUUGAUCACAUAAAUGACGUAAGACCUCAUAUAUUUGUAACGUAUAACGGAGAUUUUUUCGAUUGGCCAUUCGUGGAAACCAGAGCAGCAGUACACAAUAUGGAUAUGAAAGAGAGAAUUGGAUUCGCACAAAGUAGAGAUGGAGUUUAUGCAAGUAGAGCAGCCAUUCACAUGGACUGUUUGUCGUGGGUAAAACGUGACUCGUAUCUCCCGGUUGGAUCACACGGCCUAAAAGCCGUAGCCAAAGCAAAGCUACGUUAUAAUCCAAUAGAAGUUGAUCCAGAAGAUAUGUGUAGAUAUGCAUCGGAAGAACCCGAAAUGUUAGCAAAUUAUUCAGUGUCCGAUGCAGUGGCGACAUUUUAUCUUUACCACCAAUACGUGCAUCCUUUUAUUUUUGCACUGUGCACUAUUAUUCCUAUGGAACCGGAUGAGGUACUCCGUAAAGGAUCUGGCACUCUCUGCGAAUCUCUUCUCAUGGUUGAAGCUUUCCACGCAAAUAUUAUAUUCCCAAAUAAGCAAGAGACUGAAUUAAAUAAGCUUACAAAGGAUGGACACGUUUUGGACCAAGAAACAUAUGUAGGAGGUCAUGUAGAGGCUCUCGAAUCUGGUGUAUUUCGUGCCGAUAUUCCUUGCCGUUUCAAAAUAAUACCAAAAGCAGUGGAUCAGUUGAUAGACGGUAUCGAAAGCACCUUAAAACAUGCUAUAGAGGAGGAGGAAAAAGUUCCAUUGAGUACGGUAACAAAUCUGCAGGAAGUAAUUGAGGAGAUCAAAGCAAAAUUAGUAUCUCUAAAAACACAGCCAUUCAGACUUGAACAUCCCGUGAUUUAUCAUUUAGACGUAGGCGCCAUGUAUCCUAAUAUUAUAUUAACUAACAGAUUACAACCAUCUGCUAUGGUUAAUGAAACUAUAUGUGCAGCUUGCGAUUAUAAUAAGCCUGGUGCCUUAUGUCAGAGGAAUAUGAAGUGGACCUGGAGAGGAGAGUACAUGGCUGCUGGUUACGGUGAUUUUCAAAGAAUACAGCAACAAUUAGAAAUGGAAAGGUUUCCUCCAAAAUUUCCUGACGGACCUCGUAGAGCUUUUCAUGAGCUGUCGCGCGAGGAACAGGCUAUGUACGAGAAGAAAAGAUUAACCGAUUAUUGUAGAAAAGCUUUCAAAAAACCCAAAAUAACAAAAAUGGAGGAGAGAACGCAAACUGUUUGUCAGAAGGAAAAUUCAUUCUAUGUGGAUACUGUAAGAGCCUUUAGGGAUCGUCGAUACGAAUACAAAGGCUUAACGAAGGUAGCAAAGCAGCAAGUAGCAGCUGCUGUAAAAUCUGGUGAUGCUGGUGAAAUAAAAUCAGCAAAAAAUCGAGAAGUUCUUUACGAUUCUCUUCAGCUCGCUCACAAGUGUAUUCUGAAUUCCUUUUACGGAUAUGUCAUGAGAAAAGGUUCGCGAUGGCACAGUAUGGAAAUGGGUGGAAUUGUCUGUCAUACUGGCGCUACUAUUAUUAUGAAAGCUAGAGAAAUUAUCGAACAAGUAGGACGACCUCUGGAAUUGGACACUGAUGGUAUUUGGUGUGUACUCCCAGCAUCAUUUCCUGAUAACGUUAUUAUCAAGAGUGAACAUUCAAAAAAACCAAAGAUCAACAUCUCAUAUCCAAAUGCCGUACUGAACUUUAUGGUGAAGGAUCAAUUCACGAAUGAUGUUUAUCACGAGUUGGUGGAUCCGGAGAAUCUAGAUUACACAAUCAGAAGUGAAAAUUCAAUCUUCUUCGAAGUUGACGGUCCUUAUCUGGCAAUGGUUUUGCCCGCCGCAAAAGAGGAGGGCAAAAGAUUGAAGAAACGUUAUGCUGUUUUUAAUUUUGAUGGAUCUUUAGCCGAAUUAAAAGGUUUCGAAGUGAAGAGAAGAGGCGAGCUUCAACUGAUAAAAAUCUUUCAAUCGUCAGUAUUCGAAGCCUUUCUCAAGGGAAAAACUUUGGAAGAAUGUUACGCGUCUGUUGCUAAAAUUGCUGACUAUUGGCUCGAUGUAUUGUACAGUAAAGGUGCAGACAUACCGGAUUCUGAUCUAUUCGAUCUGAUCUCUGAAAAUAAAUCAAUGUCCCGCAAGUUGGAGGACUACGGAGGACAGAAAUCGACGUCCAUUACAACGGCAAAGAGAUUGGCUGAGUUUUUAGGAGAUCAGAUGGUCAAGGAUGCAGGCUUAGCUUGUAAAUUUAUAAUAUCCAGGAAGCCUCAAGAUUCUCCGAUUACGGAACGAACAAUACCAGUUGCCAUAUUUCAGGCGGAGCCCAGCGUAAAGAAACAUUACUUACGUAAAUGGCUAAAAGAUUCGAGUUUGCAAAACUUUGAUAUACGUCAUAUAUUAGAUUGGAAUUACUAUAUUGAGAGACUCGGUAGUGUAAUUCAAAAGAUUAUCACCAUACCAGCAGCGAUGCAAGGGCUCGCGAAUCCUGUUCCAAGAGUACAGCAUCCGGACUGGUUGCAUAAAAAGUUGCUCGAGAAAAAUGAUGUCAAAAGACAACGUACAAUCACGGAAUUAUUCAGCGUGACACCCAAGCCUACUACUUCUGAUAGUAAUACUGCGAAUGAGGAACCAAGAGACAUUGAAGAUAUAGCUGGGGUAUCUAAUAACUUCCGACGUCCGAUGUGCACCGUGAACAAAAGAAAAAGAAUUCCAUCAGCGGAGGAGGAAGACAAUAAUAAGAGUUGGAGGGAGGUUUUAGGUCCACCGCCUCCUAUGGGAAAAACAAAAGAAGAAAAACAAGAGUGGAUAGCGUACCAUAAAAAGAAGUGGGCUUUUCAAGCUAAGCAAAGAGGUGAAAAAAGAAAGAGCAAACGAAGUAGAACGGAUGUAGAGAAAAGUAGAGGUACUGGAGGUGUUGUACGAAAUCAUAACAUCGCUACUGUUAGUGGCUUCUUGAAACGAGCUCAAAGAAUAUUAUUCGAGACGCCUUGGCAAAUAGUUCAGAUUGUAGAAACCAACGAACCGGGUCUCUUCAGAUUAUGGGCGCUUGUUGGCACGGAGCUACAUCAAUUGCGACUUAUUGUGCCUCGUAUAUUUUACAUAAAUAGUCGCAAAGAGAGGCCUGAUCCAGGACCGAGUGAUUCUUGGAAAAAAUGCUCCAGGAUAUUACCUCGAUCGCGUAAAGUGUAUCAUCUCUAUCAAUAUACCGUGCCUGAAGAACUUUAUAGAAAACACAGUCAGGAAUUGAUGGAGGACUUAUCAAAACCAGACGUUGAAGGAAUAUAUGAAACGCAAAUGACUUUAGAAUUUCGAGUGAUUUUACAAUUAGGAUGCAUCUGCACUGUGGACAGAAAUGAAGCACUCCAAAUGAAGGACGGCGCAGAUACUUUCAAUUUGGAGCAAUUAACAUUCAAAAGUAUCUCUACGCAACCAUAUUUGAAGGAGCCAGGAGUUAUGAAACACAUUUUCCUGUAUCACCAUUGGACGUCAAAUCGUCAAAAAGCAAUGUGGGGUCUAUUCUUAGGACCAACCAAAAAAGGCCAUGUUUUUGUAUUGGACACAGUCAAAACAAAUCAGAUGCCUAAUAUGAAUACGUUAUACAUUAAUGAGAGGAAUGCGAUGAUUCAGAAAAAUCUGGAACGUUGCGUAAAGGAUUUACCUGAAACGAUGCGAUUCGAGGUCACAGUAGAAACAAAUAUUAGAUUCAUCCGGCGUACGUUGCAGAAUGCGUUACAAGCAUAUAAGAAUGAAAUGAAAGGAGCAACACUAAUAGCAGUACAAUCACCAAUGGAUAUGUCAACGUUAACAAACGAGAUGCCGGUGCUAAAUGAUUUCCCAUUAGUAAACACACAUGUUCAAGAUGUUGAGAAUUUAUUCCAUACACUCGAUUGGCAAAGAGUAGUUUCAAAAUGCAUGAUCCAUCAUUACUUUAAGAUGGAACAAAUUCUGGAUUUGAUGGCAGAACAAAGUCGAUUCUUUCAUGCACCAAUUGGAAAUAUACCAGCUGAUCAAACACUGUUUGGUGCUGAUUUAUUCUACGCUAGACACUUGCAGAAACACAAUUUUAUCCUAUGGUGUUCAGCAACUGAGAGACCUGACUUGGGCGGUAGUGAAAAUGACGAUAACAGACUGUUGACGGAUUUUGCUGAGAGCUCAAGUUGUGCAGCUAAUAACGCUGGAAGCUAUUCAAGUGUAUGCAUAGAAUUGGAUGUUGAAAGUUUGGCUGUCAAUACUUUACUACAAUCUCAUCGAAUUAAUGAAAUAGAUGGUACAGCAUCAUUCGGUGCAUUCCAUAAUAUUCCACAGGCAACUUUGCAGGAAAUGGUAACAGGGGAUUCAACAACAGCAACAAUACCUAGCUAUGAUGAGACAGCACUUUGUAGUGCAGCAUUUAAAGUAUUGAGAAGUAUGGUCAAUGCAUGGCUACGUGAUGUGACUGUCUACAGAAAUGUAUUUGCUGAUUAUCAGAUCAUUCACUUUUAUCGAUGGUUGCGCUCGCCAAAUGCAUUACUCUAUGAUCCGGCAUUGCGUCGUACGUUGUAUACGUUCAUGAGGAAACUAUUCGUGCAGCUCAUUGCUGAGUUUCAGCGACUGGGUUCUAUCAUUAUAUUUGCAAAUUUUAAUAAAAUUAUCCUCUGUACCAAAAAGAGGACCAUAACCGAUGCCGUAGGCUAUGUAGAAUUUGUCGUACAGUCAAUUAAGAAUAAGGAGUUGUUUCAUAGUAUUGAAAUCACUUACAACCAGUCCUGGGAAUUCUUAAUAUGGCUUGAUCUGGCAAACCAUGCUGGUGUCAGGGGAAAGGUACCAAAAAGUUUGGAACAGGAUGAGAGUGAAGGGAUUUUAAACGAAGAUCCUGAAGAAGAAGAGGAUGAUGAUACACCUGAGAUUGUUAUGAAUUGGAAUAUUAUGCAGUUCCUUCCUGAAGAGGCAUCAUGUCAAGCUAGUUUUAGUGCGAUUAUAGCUGGCUAUAUAAGUGCUAUUUAUCAGUUCAUGUGCGAAAGUGACAAUGCCAACAUGACUCCGCGACCGCGAAAAAGACGAAAUACCAGCCUAAGUCAAACAUUAACAAGGCCACUUGGAUUAGGGGCAUUAGAAAACACAUCUGAGUUUGCUAAAAGUCUUAUAAUGGGUGAAAUGUCUCAAAAACUUUUCCAAAUUGUUCAAAAAAUCUAUAAAAAAUUACCAGAGAAGGUUUUGACCUUUCAAGAAAAUCCAAAUUUGGAUUUAGGUGGACAUGAGAGUAUAAAAAUUAAUCCUGCACUAGAAUUGAUCAAGUCGAUAUGCAAGGUCUUAUCUUUGGAUAAAGAAGUGGAAGAGGAGGUGUAUGGUUUGCAAAGGAAUUUGUUACGCAUAAUUGGUGUAGGUUGUUUCAGCGACCAAGCAGAAUGGAAGGAUCCAUGUAUAUCGUUUAUAUUGCCAGAAGUGAUUUGCAAGGCAUGCAAUCACACGCGAGACAUAGACCUCUGCAAAGACACGUAUCGUGGCACCGAAGAGAACAAAGAAGUAUGGAAGUGCCCACUUUGUGAAAUGAGCUACGAUAACGAUGAAAUUGAAUUCUCUUUACUGGACAUAAUGAAUCGUAAAAGUAUGGCGUAUAUGCUGCAAGAUUUGCAAUGUGUCAAAUGUUUUGAAGUUAAGAGGGAUAACAUGAAUAUAAUUUGUUCAUGUGCUGGAAAUUAUAAGACUACGAUUACUAGGAAUGAAAUGUUACAAUUCGUUAAGACCGUAAAGUCGAUUGCUACAAAAUUUAAAAUGUAUGUUUUGUUAGAGGUUGUUAAUAGCUCCGCACUGCUUCCUACAUUGACUCCUUAAUCAUAUAGAUAUGUUUUUUUAAAUAAAACUGUGAUUGUAUUAUUUUGCUAUGAAA